Molecule: messenger RNA, 3311 nt
Organism: Triplophysa dalaica
Lineage: Eukaryota; Metazoa; Chordata; Actinopteri; Cypriniformes; Nemacheilidae
Gene: sp3b
Product: Sp3b transcription factor
Exons: 6
Coding region: 285-2213 (642 amino acids)
Biological process (GO): regulation of transcription by RNA polymerase II
Molecular function (GO): RNA polymerase II cis-regulatory region sequence-specific DNA binding; DNA-binding transcription factor activity, RNA polymerase II-specific
Source: RefSeq, a predicted model, not a curated record
UCGUAGAAGAAAGGCGGGACUUCCGCUUACGCGACGCAAAUCUCACUGGCACUCUCCGAAGCCCCACCUUUUGUGUUUCCCGCACCGUCAAUCAAAAAAUAAGAAAAAAAUCGACCCGAAUCUCCGAUCACAACCCGCCUUUGAUUAAAACAAUCAUGUUUGGAGUUUAAAUGAACAGAUAAAGCGCCGAUUUUUUACAUUUUCACGCUAUGACUGGUACGUAACACUUUGCCCGAUCGAAGCACAGCGCCGCCGCCCCAGAACAGCCAGCGAAACAGCAGGAAAUGGCUGCCUUGGACGUGGACAGCAGUCAGAGCGACUUUCUGCAGCCCCCCGGCGGCGCCCAGGACCAGAACACAGACCUCACGGGCAUCCAGCUGACGGGCUCAUCGGAUCGCUGGGAAGUUCUGACGCCCGUGAGCUCGGGUAAAGACGAGAUGGCGGUGGUGCAGGUAUCCAGCGGAGGACUUCUUAGCAGCAACGGGCAAUACGUGGUGCCACUACAGACUAUGGCAGGGCAGACCCAGCCUGUUUUUGUUACAGCAGGGGUAGAUGGCACCGGUGCCAACGGGGUGCAGUACCAGGUUAUCCCCCAGCUCCAGGGGACGGACGGGGCGUCAUUAAGCUAUGCAGCCACAACGGGCGGAGCCACGCUGGGCACAGACAUCGCCAUCCUUCCAGACGGAACUCAAGGAAUCACUACGGCCAACAGCGCCAACGACCUCCAGGGCCUGCUAAGUCAAACUGGGCAUGUACAGCAUAUUUCCACCGUCUCGUUGGCCGGCUCUGGGUUCGGCGCACAGGGCCAGGUCGUCGCCAACAUGGGUCUGCCGGGCAAUAUCACAUUAGUGCCGAUAAACAGCUUGAGUAACAUGGAUCUCGAGUCUUUGGGGUUGGCUGGUGCUCAGACCAUAGCCACGAGCAUUACAGCAGACGGCCAGCUCAUCAUGACCGGUCCCGCCUCCGCGACAAGCGAGAACCAUGGUGAAAGCUCGGGCGGAAAAUGCACGGAGCCGCUUAACGCCAACAAUGCUAACGCCUUUGUGCCAACCAACACCUCUUCCACAACGACGUCUCUGCCAGAGACGAUAGAUGGCACCGGGGUUCUCACGCAAGCUACCGCCGUGUCGGCCGGUCAGCAUGAUCCGUCAUAUAUCCAGCAGAACCACAACGCCGGCGGCGAGCAGGUGGUGCAGAUUUUACCGGCGCAGGCGGCCGACGGUACGGCGCAGACACUACAAAGCGUGCAGCUGUUGAACGCUGGUACCUUUCUGAUCCAAGCGCAAACCGUCUCUCCCACCGGGCAGAUCCAGUGGCAGACCUUCCAGGUUCAGGGAGUCCAAAACCUGCAGAAUCUGCAGCUGCAGGGUGCCGGCGGUGUCUCGUCCUCUCAGAUAACCCUCGCCCCUGUGCAGACCCUUUCUCUCGGCCAGUCUGGGGCCACGGGUCAGAUCCCUAACCUUCAGACAGUCACGGUCAACUCUCUUGGUCAGUACCAGCAAGAAGAGAACACAGAAGGCCAUUCAGACCAUAGACCCUUCUCUCAUUUUGCAGAUAUCCAAAUCAAAGAAGAACCGGAGUCAGACGACUGGUCUAAUUCCACCCUGAACACCAGUGAUUUGUCACAUCUUCACGUGCGGAUGGUCGAUGAUGAUAUGGAGGGGGCGGGGCAAGAGGGAAAGAGGCUUCGAAGGGUGGCCUGCACUUGCCCUAACUGCAAAGAGGCUGGAGGAAGAGGUUCGGGUACGGGGAAGAAGAAACAACACAUUUGUCACAUCCCAGGUUGCGGUAAGGUGUACGGCAAGACGUCUCAUCUCCGAGCUCACCUCCGCUGGCACUCAGGAGAGAGACCCUUCAUUUGCUCAUGGAGCUACUGUGGAAAGAGAUUCACCCGCAGCGAUGAGCUCCAGCGUCACCGCAGAACACACACAGGAGAGAAGAAGUUUGUGUGUCCGGAAUGCUCCAAACGUUUCAUGCGCAGCGACCAUUUGGCCAAACACAUUAAAACUCACCAGAACAAAAAAGGGCUAAACUCCAACGCUGGGGCGGGUCAGAUGGAAGCGACGGCCGCCCCCUCGGACACCAUCAUCACGGGGGGCGGAGCCACUCUCAUCCUGACCAAUCUGCAGCAGGCCGGCAACCAGGACCUCCUUUCAAACUCCGACCUCCCGCUCCAGCUGGUCACUGUGUCUGCCAGUGAAGUUAUGGAGUGACCAAACCCUGCCCACUUUCACAGCUCGUCUGCUUUUCACUAUCAAUUUUUAUAUAUAUGAUAAAUAUAUAUAUAUAUAUAUAUUAUAAAUAUAUAUAUUUUAAAAAUGACUUAUCCAUUUAUGUCCGAUAGCAGUCUUUUGUACAAACAACAAGGCAAAAAAACCCCAAGACAUUAAGAGUGGUUCCAGUUGCAUACACGUACACGCAAGCAUCUACGUGCUCAUAUGAACUCUGUCUUGUACACGUGAAAAGACGUACACGGAAAUGCCUUAUUUUGUAUCAUAAUCUGUAGUAUACGAUGCUGGAGUUGCAUGUGUUUUUACUUUUGCUCACGUAUAUGUUCAGGGGACGAUAGUUUGAGAGUGCGUGAUUGCCCAUGGAUGUUAUGGUACCCAGAAUGUGCUGGAGUGAGUGGAGUGAUGUCUGCUGUGAGGGAAACCUGCUCAUGAUUUGUCCAUUUUUAUCCUCUCUUCCCUCUCAGCUGGCCUUCGUCCGAACGUGUCUUCACUCUUUGAUUCGAUUUGUUUUAUCAUUGGAUGUCAUGUUAGCGCUCUUGGUCUUGUCCUCCGGAUCACGUCUGAUGGCGGCGAAUUCAAACAAUCGUGUAAUAAACGUACUUUUCUCGUAUCGUUCUUCUUGCUCUUCAGAUUAUACCGAACAUAACAUUCAUAAUGUCUCUUCCGUUUUCUUUGUUUUCUUCAGCCCCAAGCUGUUUAUAGCCACAGUUUAUGUAGUCUAAUAUUGAUUGUGUUGUAUGAAAGACUUCUCAUUUUGAUUACUUUUUAAACGUGUAAAAUUUGAUGUUACUUUUGUACAACUUUUUUCUUUAAAUGGAACACGAUUAAAGUCGGAAACCUUCCUAUGACUAUUCGUAACCAAAUGUUUGUAUUCAGUUUUUCCUCUUGAUGUGUGUGCCAGUGAUGCCUCAGAACUGUGCCUGUGUUUGAAGUGACAGACGGCAAUAACAAAAGCACACUUUCUGCCGAGUAGAGUUUUCAGUGUGCUUUGAUAACAUAUACAUGGGUGCCUUUGGGUACCACAAAGCAAUGUAGUUUAAUACUGUGUGUGUUUAAAAUACAGAUAAAAAAGUAACGGUA